Mugil cephalus (flathead mullet) is the source of this 2608-nucleotide messenger RNA. It is a transcript of the gene caprin1a, whose product is annotated as cell cycle associated protein 1a. The coding region runs from base 169 to 2076 and encodes 635 amino acids. The transcript is spliced from 17 exons. Gene Ontology annotation, molecular function: RNA binding. The record is from RefSeq and is a predicted model, not a curated record. Gene Ontology annotation, cellular component: cytoplasm. NCBI's taxonomy places the organism in Eukaryota, Metazoa, Chordata, Actinopteri, Mugiliformes, Mugilidae.
AGCUAGCAACUAGCAGAUAGUCAGCCAUUGGCCGGUCCGAGCCUGAGCACACACAGCAUCCUUCUAGAAAAUCACCACUUAAAGUAGAAGAUAGGGACCGCUCUCAACGCUGCACAGCUAACGUCAAACACGACAAAGGAAAUCUCUUUGAAGACAAAGAGUAUAAAGAUGCCUUCAGCAACAGUUGGCAACAAUGCUGUCCAGUCUGCCAUUCCAGACCUGGGAAAUGGAAGUCAGUCUGAGGCAAUGAAGCAGGUUCUUGGUGUGAUCGACAAGAAGGUCCGCAACAUGGAAAAGAAGAAAUCGAAACUGGAUGACUAUCAGGCUAAGAAGAAUAAAGGAGAAAGGUUGAAUCAGGACCAGCUGGAGGCUUUGACGAAAUAUCAAGAGAUCACCAACAAUCUUGAGUUUGCUCGAGAGCUGCAGAAAAACUUCCUGGCAUUGGGUCAAGAAAUUCAAAAGGCAGUGAAGAAGUCUGCUAGACGGGAACAGUUGCAGCGGGAGGAGAUGGAACAGCGCCGGCUGAAGAUGGUUUUGGAACUUCAACAUUUACUGGACCAGUUGGGAGAUGACAGUGUCAGACAGGACCUUAAACGAUCUGAUGCCACCGGCUCCCCUUUGCUCACGGACGCCGACCUCACAUCCCUCGAUGAGUUUUACAAAUUGGUGGGACCUGAUAGGAACUAUGAUGUCAGGUUGACUGACCAGUAUGAAGAGGCAUCACUACACUUGUGGGACCUGCUCGAGGGCAGAGAGAAGGCUGUGGCAGGUACUACGUACAAGUCACUGAAGGACACUCUGGACAAAGUGCUGAUGAGCGGUUACUUUGACAGAGCACAACCUCAUCAGAAUGGAACAUGUCAGGAGGAAGAGGAGCAGGAGGAGCAGACUGUGGUGGCCGAGUCUAAUCCAGAGGAACAGCCAUCAGAACCUGAAGGAUUAUCUAAUGAAAAAUUCACAGAGCCAAUUAAAGUGGAGACCACAGAGUUCGUAAACAGACAGUUCAUUCCAGAAACUACAUACAGCAGCACAGAAAAAGACCAAGUGGAGGAGUGGACUGUGGAGGCCCAGAUGGUGAAUUCCCUCCAGCACCAGCCCCCUCUCCAGCUGGCCCCUGAGCCAAACAUUGCUGUGAACCAGGUCACUCCCUCUCCUGCCCCUGACCCAGUGGUCAGGAAGCAGGUAGUGCAAGACCUCAUGGCCCAGAUGCAAGGGACAUACAACUUCAUGCAGGACUCCAUGUUGGAGUUUGACGGCCAGGCUCUAGACCCAGCCAUUGUGUCUGCGCAGCCAAUGAAGCCUGUGCAGACUGUUGACAUGCAGCAGAUGGGGGGCCCUUCAAUUCAUGCUGAGUCCAGACUUCCUCAAACGACUGCAGUGUCUGGACCACAGGAAUCCUCACAAACCUCAAUGUCUCUGUCAUCCGAACAGUCUCCCGCCCCAUGUUCCCUGUCCUCUGCCUUCCCACCUGUCUCCAAACCCACCCACACUGGAGGCAUCAAUGUCAACGCAGCACCUUUCCAGUCAGUGCAAGCGGUAUUUAAUAUGAAUGCCCCAGUACCUCCAGCCACUGAUGGCCAACCAGAUGCUCUGAAGCAGCCCAGCCAGUUCCCUGGUGCCUAUGGACAGGGCUUCAGCAGCCAGUCAGAGAGUACUGUAGACCAACCUGACAUCCCACAGGAAAGAUUACAGUCAGUUGUCGGUGGGUACCAACCCCAGGACCAGGUCAUGCCCUCGGCGGGAGGCCAUGAAGAUCCCUCUUCGGUUGCUGGAUUUGGGCAGUCUGGCCAGUCCUUUUACAGCAGCAGGGCUGUGCCCAGGGGUGGACCCAGGAAUGGCCGUGGCAUGAUGAAUGGAUAUCGGGGCUCCUCCAAUGGAUUUAGAGGGGGAUAUGACGGUUAUCGCCCUCCUUUCUCAAAUGCUCCCAGCAGUUACGGUCAACAGUUCAACACAUCUCGGGACUAUUCCAAUAGUACCUACCAGCGGGAGGGAUAUCAGCCAGGCUACAAACGGGGAGCUGCUCAAGGACCUCGAGGUUUGUCUCGGGGAGGUAAUGCUCAAGCAUUGAGGUCCUAAAGGAUCCUACGGACCAUCAUGUUGCGCCAAGUUGAACAUUCAGGAUUUUUGAAUGUGUCCGCCCCAGUUCACUUUUAUAACAAUGUUUUGUUUCUCAUUGGUAAUCUUAUUUUUUUAACUCCUGGCCUACUUUAUCAGUCAGCCUGCUUUGGUCUGUCUAGAUCCUCUUAAUGUUUUAACACAAAAUGCUGAACAUCACCACAUGUAGGAUUAUCAGCAAGUCUGUGUGAUGUUAAACAACAAAUAGAUAUUCCUGUAAACUUGAAAGAUUUCAUUAAUUUAUUUUUUGUACAAAAUAAAUGCAAAAAAUACCCUGCCACUGUCGAUCGGAAUCCAUGAGAACAAUUUUCUUCUGCCCUGUGCUGUCAGCCACUGUUUCCUUUAGACCUUAUCAUUGUCAUUAAGUUUAAUGCAUUUAAUGUUUUUUUUCUUUAACCCAUUGUCACCUCCUGCGCCAUCAACUCUUUGUACACUGAUGUUAUUGGUUGAGACUGUUUCAAUAAAGUUGUGUCCUAUUACCUUGUUAAUGAUA